Seminavis robusta is the source of this 3851-nucleotide messenger RNA. Lineage: Eukaryota; Bacillariophyta; Bacillariophyceae; Naviculales; Naviculaceae. The record is from the annotation of a GenBank genome assembly.
GAAGAAGCAGAUCAAUCCAAGAAAAGAGACCUCCUGACCAGCUAACAUACAGUAGUAGACGUUUUGUGCCAAAACAACGGCAAAGGUGACAGAGAGUUGCCAUCGUCGCUGUGUUUUGCUGUUUUGGGUUUACCCAGUUUCCCCAAACCAGUCAGGGAGCAGAGGUAAUCACGUUUUGGAAUUCCCCACAAUCCCACCCCAGGGAGUUGAGGUAAUUUUAAAAAUAAGCAGCAAAGCUGGUAAAACCUGGCCACACUUGUCACGCUCACUGCACCCAUACCAAUCCAACGAAACUCGCCCCCAAGCAACCUCAAGACAGCAGUGAACAUUUGGAGAUCUCCCCAAGUACCCUCCAAGACCAACUGAAACCUCGUUUUUUCAGUUGCGGUGGUGGUCCCAAGUUUGUGACUUGCAUUCGCGGCGUUUGCGUUUAUAACCGGCCAGGCCGUCGCGAAAGCUAUCGCGAAAUUUUUGCGACGAUCAUCAUGUCAGAUUCUGAAGACAAAAAGCCGGCGGCAAAAAGCCACAACAACGCUGUGGAUGUAGCUGCAGAGGAAGAUUCUACUCAGGAAGAAGACAACUACGCUAGCGCACAACACCAGCUGCAACAACAACAGCAUCACGACCAGCAACAGCAAGUUCAACCAGCGCUCCAGCACCAGCAAGUGGCAGGAACAAACAACCCGCCUCACGCAGCACCCACUCGCCAAACUGGAUCCAUUGCAACUUGGUGCAAUAGUGAGGCGUAUGUUUCUCAGGAUGAAGACAACAUGGCAAGUAUUGAUCAAGAUAUGAUCAUGGAUAUGCUUCGAAUCACAUACACCAUUGGACAUGCUGAUGGUGAUGUACGUCACCAGUUGGCACAAGGGUAUGACAUCUCCCCACCCGAUCCUGGGUUCUUCCUGGCGCGCACCACUAACCACCAGCUGAUUAUUUUAUAUGGAAUCAAAGUUUGCACACAAGUGGGCUCUGCAUGGUGCCAACAAACAGUUGGUUUUGCCGGCGACAUCCCUACAAAUAGCCAGCUUCCAGCAACUUGGUCUACUAAACAUCUCAACACUAUGGCAAAGAUGGUGCAGGUGUCUGCAGUGGUCAAUCUUACCAAGCUACGAGCAAGUGCCAAGGCAAAUCCACAACAGCCUACUCUAGUACCCACCUUCCCAACGAACAAAACUCCUCAGAAACUACCUGUGGUGUCUAUGGUGAAAAUCCCAGCCCCACUCCUCGCCCGAGCUUUGGCAGCUGGAGACCCACAGACCGCUCCUUUGCCGUUUUUAUUAGUAAUUGCGGAGUUUCUGCAUCAACACUCCAAAACCGAAAGCAAACUGCCAAGCACAGGUUUCAAUACUCCCAAGACAAUGCAAGUGUUGAAGAAUUCCCUGUUCGCCUUGGCAAGCUCCAUUACAGGGCGAAAAGACAAUGUCAUCACUGAUACUGGGGUAGCUGCGAUGGAACUUGCCCUUGACACUCUGUCUCACCAACCACCUGAUCAUAAGAGUACACUCUGGGUACAACGCAACUUUCAGACAAUCCAACCACUGGCAGCAACCCUGAAAGCCCCCCCUCCUACUACUACCCAUCAUGUGUCAUUUGCAGCCAAUUCUGCCCCUACAGGACUCCCUGCACAAGCCCCUGGUGUACAUAGCACCAUUAAUCAUGCAAUUUCUGGAUUCUCUGGGCCAGGACUCCCUCCUGCACAAGCCCCUGGUGUACAUAGCACCAUCAAUCAUGGAAUUUCUGGAUUCCCUGGGUCAGGACUCCCUCCUGCACAAGCCCCUGGUGUACAUAGCACCAUCAAUCAUGGAAUUUCUGGAUUCACUGGGCCAGGACUCCCUCCUGCACAAGCCCCUGGUGUACAUAACACCAUCAAUCAUGCAAUGUCUGGAUUCCCUGGGCCAGGACACCCUCCUGCACAAGCCCCUGGUGUACAUAGCACCUUCAAUCAUGCAACUUCUGGAUUCCCUGGGCCAGCUUUCGGAGGACCCACUCCCACCAGUCCUGCUGCACCUUCAGGACUCCCCCCUCCACCCCAAGCCCCUGGUGUACAUAGCACCAGCCAUACUGCAACCUCAGGCUUCCCUGGGCCAUUGGUUGGGGCACCCAACAGCAUCAAUCCUGCACCCUCAGGAUUCCCUGGGCCAGCUUUUGGCACACCCAACACCACCACUCCUGCACCUUCAGGAUUUCCCGGGUCAGCUCCUGGAGCCCCCAGCUUUGUCAAUCCUGCAUCUUCAGGACUCGCUGGGCCAACGUUUGGAGCAGCCAGCAAUAUCAACCCUGCACCCCCAGGAUUCCCUGGGCCAGCUUCUGGAGCACCCAGCAACACCAAUUCUGCACCAGCAUUCGGAUUCCUUGGGCCUCCUGUUGGAGCACCUGGCACCAACAAUCAUGCGCCAUUCGGACUCCCUGGACAACCAUUUGGCACACCCAACCUAGGACAAGGUUUUCACCCUCACUCUGGAUUCCACUUCUCUGGAGCACAUCCAGCCCCCUGGACACCUGCACAUGGACCACCAAACAUGUUUCCAACAGUGGACACUGCUCCAAGAGCUCAAGCCAGUAAAGACAGUGCCUUUUGGCACUUUUCCAUGCCUUGCUUCAGUGGAUGGAUGGGCUUCCCCACAAUGUUUCCCAACCCAUUGGAGAAUGGCAUGCCACGAUUCCUCCCGAUGCUUGCCAAGCUCCCAGCGGGCAGUGCAGAGCUCAACAGCUGCUUUCAAAAUGGAAUAUCCCAACUCUCUGGAACUCUGGAAAAUCGCCAGAACUUUCAAAGUUUCAAUUGGUCCCCUUCCCUCAAGAAGGAGCUCAACACUAUGAGCUUCAAUCUUGACGAUUUGCAGGCGGAUUGGCACAAAGGACUUGGCCCAGGCAUCGCUAUGAGCAGAGAUCGCGACGCUGUCACCCGCAGCAAACGACUCCACUCUGAAAUUGACGAAUAUGGAGGUCUCGGCUUCAAUCUGGGAAGAUUGGACACCCAAAGGUUACAAACCCCAACCCCAUCUGUCCCUAAGGACUAUGCCUCCUUUCUGCAAUUCCUCGUUCGGUACAGCCUUAUUCUUCGCGAAUGGAUGACACAAAACUGCAACCUCUAUCAGAUUACCUGGGCUCUCUAUUUGGAAAUCCUUGCAACCAACCAAAAUGCAUCAUAUCCAGAACAAUGGUAUCAGCGUCAUGGACCCUUCAUCAUCUGGAAGCUCAUCAUCACAGCAAAGCAAUUCUUUGAGCAACGCCGAACACAUGAAACACUACCUAUGCAGGGGGUUGUGUACAUCACUCCAGAUCCCACAAGGUUUGCUCAGGAUAUCAUUCGGAAUGCAUCAACCUUGGUGGCUGUUGAAGAACUCCCCCCAGCUUUUCAAGCAGUGAUACGUCAACAUGUGCCAGUGCACUUGCCCCCGGCACCUUCCCCAGCUGCUGCGCGACCAUCAUCUGCUCCAGCCAUGGGAAGAUCUCCACCAACACCGGCAGCUCCAUCUCAAACUUCUAGGGCAAACCGGCGACAGAACCAGCAGCAGCAGCAACCUAUUGAGCACCGAAACCCAACUCCCAAUGCUCAAUUGGUCCAAUUCUUUGGCAAUCUCCAACAGGAUCCCCAAAUCAAUGCACACUACAAACGUACAGUCAACUUGUGCCAAGCGGUGGGCACAACUUUGUCUGAAGUUCUUACAAGUUUGGGUCUUGACGAGAAUGAUUGCGGCAACUACUACCUCCGUGGAGUGUGCAGGCGCAACUUUUGCCGUAACUCUCAUGGUACUAAACCACUCACCGCGGAUGGCCUUCAGGCUUUCUUGAAUCGCCUGAAUCCUGCCCUCCCCAACUUGCGUGGCCGGGCACCCCCUCAGCGAGCCUGA